CAUAAGCUUCCCACUCUAUCAGUCACCAUGGUGGCACAAAGCAGCAAGCCGUGGCGGCCGCAUCGUUAUUUUAAUUAACAAGAAAUGGAUAUUCCUUCAUGUCUGCAGUUUAAUACAUUUAGUAGGUUACAGAUCGCCUGAAUGGGAAACCAUAUGCCGUUUAUUUUUUUUCCAUUUUUAGACGGAGUACUAGAAUUUCUUGUAACCUAACGCAUAAUGCUGAAGAAACCCGACUAUGCUGUGCAACGUUUUUUCCAGCCUUUGAAUAAAUAAAGGCGGUUAUUGUAUAUAGUUAUUUUACUGAUGUAACUUAUUGCCUAGUUUGUCCGUAUUUGUCAGUAAGUCCUUAUCCGCCCGCAGCCUGAACGAGAGACAACAACUUAGUGGAUCUUAAGGAACGUUCCUAUAGGAUUGUAAACUGAAGAGAAAAUAAACCCCGAGGCUCAGAUCCUGGCCUCCGCUUGUAGAAGUAUUCUGCUAAAAGCGAUAAGGAAUUGGGAGUCAACAAUAGGGGUGUAUUUUCUUUGUUGAUAUUUGGACUGUGGAGAUAGAAUUUACGCCUGGAUCUGUAUUUUCUCCAAAGAAGUAUGGCGUCCUACGUGGAUAACAAUUUCAGACAGGCGGUGAUGAUGGACCCGGCCGAAAGAACGCAACAGGAUCUGGAAAUCGUGUACUCCUAUCUCCACGGAAUGGAGGCCCUGUCCAAUCUAAGAGAGCACCAGCUAAGGUUGAUGUGUGAAACCGUGCGUUAUGAGAGACACGAGGCCAACGAGGUGCUGUACUACCCUGAUGACGUUGGGUCCUGCUGGUAUAUCCUCCUGUCUGGCUCAGUGUUCAUCAAAGAGUCCAUGUUUCUUCCCAGAAGCAGUUUUGGCAAGCGUUCAGCGGGCAGCCUGAGGCGUGGAUGCGAGUGCAUCGUGCUGGAGCCCUCCGAAAUGAUUGUGGUGGACUAUAUGGAUGAAAAUGAAGAGUACUUCCAACGGCAAGCUUCGCACCGACAGUCCCGCCGGAGGUUCCGGAAGAUCAACCAGAAAGGCGAGAGGCAGACCAUCAUCGACACGGUGGACCCCUACCCCGUCGGGAAGCCACCUCUGCCCAAAGGGUAUCACACGGAAUGCUGUAAAUCUCAGCUUCCUGCAGACUUCAGCAAGCUCCACCUUAGCGACAGCCUCCACCCACAGGUGACCCCCGUCUCCUCCAGCCACUCAGGAUGUAGCAUCACCAGCGACUCUGGGAGCAGCAGCCUAUCGGAUAUUUACCAGGCCGCUGAGAACGAGCCCGGUGACAUGGACCUGAGCGGCCUGCCAGAGACGGCGGUGGACUCAGAGGAAGACGACGAUGAGGAAGACAUCGAACGGGCCUCGGACCCCCUGAUGAGCCGGGACAUCGUGCGGGACUGCCUGGAGAAGGACCCCGUCGACCGGACGGACGAUGACAUCGAACAAUUGCUGGAGUUCAUGCACCAGCUGCCGGCCUUCGCCAACAUGACGAUGUCGGUGAGGAGGGAGCUGUGCGCGGUCAUGGUGUUCGCCGUGGUGGAGCGGGCGGGGACGAUCGUGCUCAACGACGGGGAGGAGCUGGACUCCUGGUCGGUGAUCCUGAACGGUUCGGUGGAGGUGACGUACCCGGACGGGCGGUCCGAGAUCCUCUGCAUGGGGAACAGCUUUGGAGUGUCUCCCACCAUGGACAAGGAGUUCAUGAAGGGGGUGAUGAAGACCAAGGUGGACGACUGUCAGUUUGUGUGCAUCGCCCAGCAGGACUACUGCUGCAUCCUCAACCAGGUGGAGAAGAACAUGCAGAAGGUGGAGGAAGAGGGCGAGAUCGUUAUGGUGAAAGAACACCGUGAGCUGGAUCGUACCGGCACCAGGAAAGGACACAUCGUCAUCAAGGGGACGACGGAGCGACUGACGAUGCACCUGGUGGAGGAGCACUCUGUGGUGGACCCCACCUUCAUCGAGGACUUCCUGCUGACCUACAGGACCUUCCUGUCCAGCCCCAUGAUUGUGGGGAAGAGGCUUCUGGAAUGGUUCAACGAUCCCAGUCUCAGGGACAAGGUUACGCGGGUAGUGCUGCUGUGGGUGAACAAUCACUUCAACGACUUUGAAGGAGACCCUGCCAUGACUCACUUUUUGGAGGAAUUCGAGAACAACCUAGAAAGAGAGAAAAUGUGUGGGCACUUGAGACUGUUAAAUAUCGCCUGCGCCGCCAAAGCCAAGCUGAGGCUGGUGACCCUGACCAAGCCCUCGAGGGAGGCCCCCCUGCCCUUCACCCUCCUGGGGGGGUCGGAGAAGGGCUUCCGCAUCUUCAUCGACAGCGUGGAGCCCGGGAGUGCGGCCACAGAGGUCGGCCUCAAGCGCGGCGAUCAGAUACUGGAGGUGAACGGACAGAACUUUGAGAACGUCCAGCUCUCCAAAGCCACAGAGAUCCUGAAGAACAACACUCAUUUGUCUAUCACUGUGAAAACGAACCUGCUAGUGUUCAAGGAGCUGCUGUCCAGGCCGGCGGAGGAGAAGAAGAACGGCGCUCCGCACCUUCCCAAGAUCGGCGACAUCAAGAAGGCCAGCCGCUACUCCAUCCCGGACCUGGCCAUGGACGUGGAGCAGGUGAUGGGCCUGGAGAAGACCAGCAAGAAGAGCAAAGCCAACACUGUGGGGGGCAGGAACAAGCUGAAGAAGUUCCUGGGCAAGACGCGCAUCAGCAUUCUGCCCCAGAAACCCUACAAUGAUGUUGGGAUUGGGCAGUCUCAGGACGACAGCAUUGUGGGAAUGAAGCAGUCCAAUCAGAUCCCUCCGGGCCUCCCAGUCAGCGGAAACCUGUCCUCCAGCAACCCUGACCUGCUUCAGUCCCACCACCGCAUCCUGGACUUCAGCAACCCGCCUGACCUGCCGGACCAGGUGCUGAGGGUUUUCAAGGUGGACCAGCAGAGCCGCUACCUGAUGAUCGGCCGGGACACCACGGCCAAGGAGGUGGUGGUGCAGGCCAUCCGCGAGUUCGCCCUGACCGCCGAGCCCGAGGCCUACUCCCUCUGCGAGGUGUCCGUCACGCCCGAGGGCGUCAUCAAGCAGCGGCGGCUGCCCGACCAGCUCUCCAAGCUGGCCGACAGGAUCCAGCUCAGCGGCAGGUACUACCUGAAGAACAACAUGGAGACAGAGACGCUGUGCUCGGACGAGGACGCGCAGGACCUCCUGCGGGAGAGCCAGAUCUCCCUGCUCCAGCUGAGCACGGUGGAGGUGGCCACCCAGCUCUCCAUGAGGAACUUCGAGCUCUUCUGCGCCAUCGAGCCCACCGAGUACAUCGACGACCUCUUCAAGCUCAAGUCACGCACCGGCUCGGUCAACCUCAAGAGCUUCGAGGAGGUCAUCAACCAGGAGACCUUCUGGGUGGCUUCGGAGAUCGUCCGGGAGCCCAACCAGCUGAAGAGGAUGAAGACGGUCAAGCACUUCGUCAAGAUCGCCCUGCACUGUCGGGAGUGCAAGAACUUCAACUCCAUGUUUGCCAUCAUCAGUGGGCUGAACUUGGCUGCAGUGUCCAGACUCCGGGGCACAUGGGAGAAGCUGCCCAGCAAAUACGAGAAGCUGUUCCAGGACCUGCAGGACCUGUUCGACCCCUCCAGGAACAUGGCCAAGUACCGCAACGUCCUCAACAACCAGAACCUCCAGCCUCCCAUAAUCCCCCUCUUCCCCGUCAUCAAGAAGGACCUGACGUUCCUGCACGAAGGCAACGAUUCGAAAGUGGACGGUCUGGUGAACUUUGAGAAGCUGAGAAUGAUCGCCAAAGAGAUCCGGCACGUGGGACGCAUGGCGUCCGUCAACAUGGACCCCGCCCUCAUGUUCAGAACCAGGAAGAAGAAGUGGAGGAGUCUUGGGUCGCUCAGCCAGGGCAGCGCCAACGCGGCGGUCCUGGACGUGGUGCCGACGGGCGCGCACAAGAAGCGCGUGCGCCGCAGCUCCUUCCUCAACGCCAAGAAGCUGUACGAGGACGCGCAGAUGGCCCGCAAGGUCCGGCAGUACCUGUCCGACCUGACGCUGGACACCAGCGAGGAGAGCCUGCAGGCCUUAUCGCUGCAGUGUGAGCCCUCCAGCAACACGCCAGUGCCUAAAAACUCCAGCGACAAGAAGAGGCCAGACACCUCGCCCCAGGUGGCACGGGCCGCCAGCCAGCACAAGCAGCAGCAGAAAGCCGGCCCCGCCCUGCAGGUGCCCGCAGUGCCCCUGCACCCGUCUCGCAAGAAAGUGCCCGUCAAGGACCUGCCGCCUUUCGGCACGAGUUCGCCUCAGUCCUUGAAGAAAAUCUUGUCCUUGUCAGAGGAAGCGGGCGAGCGCCACAGGAAGCCGACGGAGGACGCCGCCUCCAACGCCUCCCAGCUCUCCUCCCCGCCCACCUCCCCCCAGAGCUCCCCCAGGAAAGGCAGUGGGACUCUGAGAGCUGCAGGUAUUGGGCACCUGUAUUGCCAAAGUAAAAAGGCAGGCACAGGUGUCUUUCGGCUCUCCAGGCAGUCUAAGCUCACAGGCUCCUCCUCUUCCCUGGGCAGUGACAGCAGUAGCAGGAAUAGCUAUGCUCUGGCCAACACCGUCAUAAUAGGUUACCCGGGAGCGGCGGACCACUUCUCGGACUCGGGCCACAGCGAGAUCUCGUCGCGCUCCAGCCUGGUCAGCAACUCGUCCUUCGACCUGGCCCAGGAGGACAGGAGGCAGCGCAACUCGGUCAGCGGGGCCGACGCCCACCUGGGCGGGGCCAGGACGGAGAGGCGGGCCACCCUGGACCUGGACCAGUACAGCCUCGGGUCCUAUUCCUCCAUGCACGAGGUUCGGAGCCUGUACUCUGGGGCCACGGUGCUCUCGUCCCCCAGCUCGGAGGAGCUGACCCAGGACCAGGGCGACCGCGCCUCCCUGGACGCCGCCGACAGCGGGCGGGGCAGCUGGACGUCCUGCUCCAGCGGUUCCCACGACAACAUCCAGACCAUCCAGCACCAGAGGAGCUGGGAGACGCUGGCCUUCGGCCACCCCCACUUCGACGGCCCGGGGGAGGGGCCGGGGCCGGGGCCGGGACUGUGGGCCCCUGGGGGGGGGGGUCGGCCGACCCGCUGGGGUACCCGGGGGAGCGGCGCCAGCCGGGACGGGCGGGGCGGGCAGGAGCCGGGGCAGGCCCGGGGGAGCUGGGCCUCGCCCACCGUCUACUGGGGGGAGGACACGGAGGGCGACACCGGGACCAUCAAGCGCAGGGGGGGCAAGGACGUGAACGCCGACCCGGAGACCAGCAGCAUCACGUCCAGCGGCUCGGAGGACUCGAAACAGAGCAGCCGGCCCUCCCACAUAACCGUGUCCUGCAGUAACGCUAAAGGGCUCAUCUCGCGGAAGGAGGGCAGGUUCCGGGAGCCGCCCCCGACGCCGCCUGGCUACACGGCCCUGACCAUCUCGGACUUCGGCGAGGGCCCCGCCCACGCGGGCCGCCGGCCGCCCGACUACAACGUGGCGCUGCAGCGCUCGCGCAUGGUGGCGCACUCCUGCGACUCCCCCCUGCCCCCCCCGCAGGCGGGCCCCCGGCCGCAGUGGAGCCGCUCCACCGACGCCGCCGAGCCCCCCCGGCUCCCCCACGCACCCCCCCAGGGGCCCCCGCCCGCGCCCGAGGACGAGGGUGAGUCCGCGUCUCCCAAACUUAACCCCCUGAGGAAGACCGUGGUGGCCAGGUCUCCCAACACCACCAGGCCAUGACUUACAGGCAGGACAGAGGCAGAUGAUGAACAGGUGUCUGCUGUCUGAUAAAGACACCCCCUGCUGGCCACGUUUAGCAGUGGCUGAAGCAACUCUGUCUAGGCACUCUCCCGCACACGCACAGACCCACACACUCGCACACACCCAGUUACCCCCCCCCCCCUUCUCAGUGUACCGCACUCCUCUCCAUCCCUGCCUUAAAACAGCAGGGGGCUUUAUGUCACCCCCCCCCACGCCCCUCCCACACAUAAAUAGACUGUACUGUGAAGAAGACAAGAAAAGAACUAAUUGAACUAAUAACGCCUCGGCACUUUGGAGAACUUAAAGACAGAGUGGUGAAAGAAUCACAGGCCUGACGGCCGUCACUGUUCACCACGAGCACCAUUCCAGCGUUACCUUUCCUGUUUACACACGCCAUCACUACGUGUCGACCUUCGACUGCACUUUUUAAUUUUCUAUUGUAAUAUUAACGGUAUUAAUGAUACAAAAAAAAGAAAAACUGCCUUUCCGGGCUCUCGGCUUCCUCUGGGACCUUGUCAGGAGUUGUUGGACCCUGGAUGAAAAUGCAAGCACAGACUGUGCAGGUCCCCGCGUCCUGCUGCAGUUUUAAGUCAUUAUCGUGCUUGUGGAAGCGAUACGGUCUCUGGUGGCCAUGAUGACAGUAUUAUUAUAGCUAUUCAUUUUUUCCUUUUUUUUUUUUUUUUUACCUUUGCUCUUUUUAUCAUUGGAGGAGGACUCUGUGAUGUUUUAACUGAACUGGACGGCUGUAUAAUGUCACACACUGGCUCAGAUAGAGGAGGAACAGUGCCCCAGCUAUAGUCUCUGCUGUUUGCUAUGUCGCGUUUUUUGCAGAACUCCGUGAAGGAAGCCAUUGAACGGUUGCUACGAUAGAAGGAGUAGCAUGUCUGAAGAAAGCUAACGUAUAGCGAUCCUUGGCUACUUCUGCCCCAUGAAGUGACUGAAAAUGAUGAUUACAUCUUGGGUUGAGACUCAGAGGGAAAUAAGUAAAAAAUCCGAAGACUGCCUUUCUGAGUCGUACUGAAAAUAUGAAGGUUUUUUUCCCCCAUUUUCUUUAGUUUUUCGAAUUCAUUUAGCGGAGCUGAUCAUAUUGAUCAGCGGGUUUAAAAAAAUUGAUAGAUUUCAAGACAGUGAUUGCAGUGUUUUUCUCACUGUAUUGUGCAACUUCAGUGCUUUAUUUAAAUUUUUUCUUUCCUAAUAAGAAAUCACAUUUUUGACUUGUGUUUGUUUUUUUUUGUUUUUUCUUGUUGCGGAUUCUGUUGUCAAUUAUGCAUUUGUAAUUUAAAUGUAAUAUGCAUUAAUCGCUUCCAUUUGUAGUCCAUGGACAAUAGUGUAUGUAUGGUUUGGCGGAGUUCUACUUCUAAAACAAGUUGCACAGAAAUGUAUAAACAUACAGUAAGGUCAUUGUAGUGUACAACUUUCGGUUCAAUCUGUGACGUCAGGUGUAAAAUGUACAUUGGACUGGUGAAUUUCUCAUACUUUUGAUACUACUUGUACCUGUAUGUCUUUUAGAAAGACAAUCGGUGGAGUCGGUAUGCUUUUUUUUGUAUUUUUAAUACAAUAAUUGUAAAUCUGUUAUAUUUUUGUUGAAAUUGUAGAAAUGUACUAUGUUUAUGCCUCAGCGUCCAGUUUACCUAAAGCUGGGAAUGAAUAAAUAUGAAAAAACA
This is a messenger RNA of Anguilla rostrata (American eel), 7396 nucleotides long. RefSeq names its product rap guanine nucleotide exchange factor 2-like. NCBI's taxonomy places the organism in Eukaryota, Metazoa, Chordata, Actinopteri, Anguilliformes, Anguillidae. The record is from RefSeq and is a predicted model, not a curated record. Gene Ontology annotation, biological process: small GTPase-mediated signal transduction. Gene Ontology annotation, molecular function: guanyl-nucleotide exchange factor activity; protein binding.